Xenopus tropicalis (tropical clawed frog) is the source of this 2742-nucleotide messenger RNA. Lineage: Eukaryota; Metazoa; Chordata; Amphibia; Anura; Pipidae. The record is from RefSeq and is a predicted model, not a curated record.
AUUUCUCAUCAUUUCUCACAGUCUUGUGUCCCUCUGGAGCUCUCACUCCCCUCGGCCGUCACCCGUCGUCCCUUCUGCGCUACACCCCUUGUUGGAUACAUGAAGGAAAACCAGAAAGUGGAAUGGUUCCCCGUGAUCCGCCGCCACCUCGGCUGAGAUUUGAGGGGAAGACCUGUCCCCUCUCCUGAAGCUGGAGGAAGUCACCCUGCCAGGGUGUCGGGGUAUACGGCAGUGUAUAACACAGAGUCUGUGCGCUUCCAUCUCCCAUCGCCAGACAUGGUGGAGAAAGAGGGCAUGGGCAAAGGUUGCCGCUGGACCUCGCAGAGGAUUCUGGGAGUGACGCUCUGUGUUCUAAUCUCAUUGGCUGGAAUCGGGGUCAUAGCUUGGGCUGUAGUGACGUACGUUUUGAAGAACGAAAACCAGAACUUAUACAUAGUCCAGGUAAACCUGCCGGACCACCGACUGUCAGUAUAUGAUGAGAAGGAGAAGGUAUGGCGUCUGGUCUGCUCUUCCUUCUCUAACCCAGAGGUGGCGACGUUGAGCUGUGAAGAAAUGGGCUUCAUCAGGUCAGUGUCUCAUCAGGAGCUCCGAGUUGAAACAGCAGGAACCAAUGGAACAUCAGGUUAUUACUGCGUGCAUGAGUCUCAGAUCAACAGUGCCAAGAGGCUUCUAGACAUCCUAACAGUCUGUGAAUGUCCAAGUGGCCGGUUCCUCUCUGUACAGUGUCAAGACUGUGGUCGCAGGAAACUGGCCGUCGACAGAAUCGUAGGAGGCCAAGAUGCUACCCUUGGGCGGUGGCCGUGGCAGGUCAGCCUGAGAUACGAUGGGGCCCAUCUCUGCGGAGGAUCCUUGAUUUCCAGCGAGUGGGUGCUGACGGCUGCACACUGCUUCCCAGAGAGGAAUCGGAUAGUGAGCCAGUGGCGUGUAUUUGCGGGGGCAGUAUCCCAACUCUCCCCAAGGGGCAAACUGCUGGGGGUGAAAGGCAUCAUAUACCACUCUGGGUACUUACCCUUCCUCAACCCCGACAGUGAGGAGAACAGCAACGACAUUGCCCUGGUGCAUUUAGCCAGUCCCGUCACACUCUCAGAAUACAUUCAGCCUGUAUGUCUGCCUGCCCUGGGGCAACAGAUUAUCGAUGGGAAGAUCUGCACGGUGUCCGGGUGGGGCAACUUGCAAUACUACGGCCAGCAAUCGGAGAUACUGCAAGAGGCGUCAGUUCCCAUAAUCAGCAGCUCGGUGUGCAACCAGCCCGAGUACUACAUGAACCAGAUUACGGGGAAGAUGUUCUGUGCGGGAUACGCAGAGGGUGGGAUCGACGCCUGUCAGGGGGACAGCGGGGGCCCGUUUGUGUGCGAGGAUACCCUGUCGCGCUCUUCUAGGUGGCGCCUGUGUGGCAUAGUCAGCUGGGGCAUAGGAUGUGCAAUGCCAAACAAACCCGGGGUCUAUGCCAAGGUGGACCAGUACCAGUACUGGAUCUACAGGGCCAUGAAGACAAAAUCAGAUGUCGCUGGGAUCACAGAGUUGCCAUAACUGGACAAGGAGAACCCCCAGACCGCCAAGACCCCACUCUUUCCCAGCCGGUGACCACUGCCUGCCAAUCCCAGACCUUUAUCUUCCACACAAUGAGGAGACCAGUAUAUAAGAACUGCGGUUGCAUUAUAACCUUCUUCUACAAGACUCAUAUAGUCCCAGGGAUGUCACACUGUAUAACUACAACAUGCUGCUGCAACAUUACUUCUGGGAACAUGAGGGGCACUUUGAUUGCGCCCCCUAUGGCUGAACUAAGACAAUAAUUGGACAGUAGAUGCCUAAUGAUAUGGAUAGAGCUCUUGGGACUAUUCCAAGGAUGUUCCUGGUACUGCCAAGUUUCCAACUUUCAUACGGAAGAUUCCAACAUUCAAGGUGCAAGAACACAUUGCAUUCUGGGAAACCGGCCUGCUGCCAACCUCCAUGUUGCUGGAGGAAAUAAUAAGGGAAUAUCAUGGAUUUCUUUUCCUCACCACUCAGUGAUGGGUUUGUUCUGGCAAAUUAUAAUUUGGCAAUUAAUGACUGCAUGGAAGAUCCCUAAAAAUGGAGUAACUGAGCCCUGAGCACUGAUUGGCUCCCAGCUAUACAUAUAAAGUAUAUACAGAUAGGCAUUUUGUAAGGAAUUCUAAGUGGGACAUUGGGUUUAUGUGCCUUACUGUUGAUUUCUAUGUUCUUAUUCAAUCAAGCCGCUGGGUGCUACGUUGAACCUGAGAAAGUAAUAUGGGAGCUACUACUGAGCAUGAUGGGCCCAACAGAACCAUCAGGCUGUGUUCCUUGCAUGGGCCCAGGAAUGAGAGAAUAUGGCCCAAUCUCAACCCAAGCCCAUGCAAGGAAGGCCUCGGUGCUGAAGAAACUCGGCAUUGUGGUUCCCAGCAAAGUCCCCUGGGCAGGUUUGUAUUUUAUAGAAAAGGUGCCCUGACCUGGGGAACAGUGUCUUUAAUUGGUUUAUUUGUAUAUCUUAUGUACGAAACAUCUAACAAUCAGGAAGGCUUUGUAUAUGCUGAUGCCAAAACGUACUGUAAAUAGCAGCCGGUGGGUAAUAUGGAGGUGGUAUUGAGUAUACGUGCGAAGGCAGCCUGGGACCCGUGGGUCAGGCAUACUCAAGCCAACAUACUGCCUUUGGGAACAAGUCAGUGGACUCUCUCUCCCCCCCUCCCUCUCUACCCCUCUCUCCCUCUCUACCCCUCUCUCCCUCUCUUCCCCCUCUCCCCUUCU